AACUAACAAGUAUAUAUUGACACGAUUAAAGCAACAAGUGAGAUUAUUUAGAUAUCAAAUAUAUCCAUAGUCACUACUACAUGGCUUCAUCCAACCUCAAGUCAACGUUCCUCGUUUUGUGUCUCUUGGCCUGGCUCCUCUAUCCGAUCAACGCUCAUGGAGGAGGCAGUGAUCACGAGGAUGAAUCUGGCAGUGAAGAUUUGCAUUCGAGGGAUCUGAGAGUGGUGAAAAUAUGGUGUUUGGUAAUCUUCUUCGUGAGCACUUUCGUUGGUGGUGUGUCUCCCUACUUCUACCGUUGGAACGAGGCUUUUCUUCUUUUGGGGACUCAGUUCGCUGGUGGGGUUUUCUUGGGAACCUCUUUGAUGCAUUUCUUGAGCGAUUCCAAUGAGACCUUCCGAGAUCUCACCACCAAAUCUUACCCUUUUGCCUUCAUGCUCGCUUCAUCCGGAUACCUUCUCACCAUGCUUGCUGACUGCGUCGUGGUUUUUGUCACCACCAACAGCAAGAGGGAGGCCAAAGUGGUGGAACUCGAAGGAGGGGUAACACCCCAAGUCCAAGAGCAUGAUGACCAUGUCCAUGCCAGAGUGGAGACAACAAACCCUGUCUUGUUGAAGACUUCUUCUGUCGGAGACACCAUUCUGCUCAUCCUUGCACUGUGUUUCCAUUCUGUUUUUGAGGGCAUUGCAGUUGGAAUUGCAGGUACUACGACAGACGCAUGGAGGAACUUAUGGACAAUAUCCUUGCACAAGAUAUUUGCUGCGAUUGCAAUGGGAAUUGCUUUACUAAGGAUGUUACCUAAGAGACCCUUUUUAACAACGGCAGCAUAUUCUUUUGCCUUUGCUGUGUCUAGCCCCAUUGGUGUGGGGAUUGGCAUUGCCAUAGAUUCCACAACACAAGGACGCACUGCAGAUUGGAUGUUUGCUAUAUCUAUGGGUAUUGCUUGUGGGGUUUUCAUCUAUGUUGCCAUCAAUCAUUUAAUAACCAAAGGCUUCAAACCGCAGAAGACAACACGUUACGACACUCCCUGGUUUAGGUUUGUCGCUGUGCUUUUUGGUGUAGCUGUUAUAGCAGUAGUCAUGAUCUGGGACUGAUCCAUCAAUACGUUUCAAUUCCUGUUUUUCUUUCUCCAUUAAUGUUGUCCUACGAAAUUGUGCGUCUGAUAAUUAUGAUAUGGAUGUACCACUGUACAUUCACCAUCUUUUAUUAAACCUUCAUUUACUAUUUUUACUGAAAAUUUUAAUAUUUGUUCCUUCAA
This is a messenger RNA of Cajanus cajan (pigeon pea), 1255 nucleotides long. RefSeq names its product zinc transporter 11. The record is from RefSeq and is a predicted model, not a curated record. NCBI's taxonomy places the organism in Eukaryota, Viridiplantae, Streptophyta, Magnoliopsida, Fabales, Fabaceae. Gene Ontology annotation, biological process: zinc ion transmembrane transport. Gene Ontology annotation, cellular component: membrane. Gene Ontology annotation, molecular function: zinc ion transmembrane transporter activity.